Messenger RNA from Dictyostelium purpureum, 3693 nucleotides. RefSeq lists its product as uncharacterized. NCBI's taxonomy places the organism in Eukaryota, Evosea, Eumycetozoa, Dictyosteliales, Dictyosteliaceae. The record is from RefSeq and is a predicted model, not a curated record. Bases 1 to 3693 code for a protein of 1230 amino acids. The transcript is spliced from 2 exons.
AUGAUGUCAACUCUUCAUCAAGUUAAUGAUCUUAGUAGAGUUGGAGAAAAACCUGCUUGUUGUAUUGGGGCUGCAAGAGGUCAUUGUACAGUACAUUGCCCAAGAAUUGAAGAUGUACUUUAUUCACAAAGAAAAGGUAAAACCAAUAAAGGUGCACAAAGAUGGAGAUGUAAAGCAUGUGGUACAAAAUGGACUUCAAAAGGAAUUAUUCAACCACCUCCAGUAGUACCAGAUACAAUUGUAAACAGUAUUGGUUUUGGUAGUGGCCCAGAAGAAUUAACAACAAUAGAUCAAUUAAGAGCAAAUACAAGACCAUACAAAAAAAAUAAAAUAUUAGAUCAAUCGAUGAUACCAACAACACCAUUUCCAUCAUUGUUUAGUGGAGCAAACAUAAGUAACAGCAAUAGUAAUAGUAAUAGCUCACCAAAUGGUUCACCAAUACCAUCACCACCAUCACCUGUAUCAUUUUUACAUAGAACAACGAACUCAUUUGUACCAAUUUUACCAACCACAACCUCAUCAUCAUCGAAUAAUAAUAGUGUAAUUAGUAAUAGUAUAAGCAAUAGUGUUAUUAAUUCUUUAAGGCAAUCACAAAACUCCACAUCAUCAUUAUCAUCGUCCACGAUUCAACAACAACAACAGCAACAAUUAUCACAAUCACAACAGGGUAUUAAUAGUUCAAGAUCCUCUUCAUCAUCAUCAUUAUCACAAUCCCAAAAAAAUGCUCAAACAUUAACAACAAAACCUGUAGUUGUUGGAAUACCCAAUAACAGCAAUACUAAUAAUAUGAAUAACUCUAGUGGUAGUAUUAAUAACUCGCCAAACUCAAAUUUACAAAUUUUAAGUAAUAAUAUAAGCAAUAUGAGCAAUAGUAUUAAUAGUCCAUCAAAUAAAAAUAUUCUAUAUAAUGGUCAACCCUCACCCCAAUCUCCAACAAACAAUAAUAGCAAUAAUAGUAUAAGCAAUAUAAACAAUAUAAACAAUAUAAGCAAUAUAAGCAAUAUAAACAAUAUAAACAAUAUAAAUCCCCAAAAUCUAGUUAAUGGUAUACCAAGACCAAGCCUAUCAAAUAGCAAACAAGCAAUUAAACAAUCCAGUACUAAUACCAAUAACAAUAAUAGCAAUAAUAACAAUAGUAAUAAUAACCAACAAACAGUUUCGCCACAACCACCAUUAUCACCAAAAUCAUUAAAACAUUAUCAAAUGAAUAAACAAAUGACAUCAUCAAGUGGAUCAUCAGGUUCAAACCAAUCAUUUACAAAUCAAAGUCCAAAAAAUAAUAUUACAUCCACAAUGAUUCAUUCAACUUAUGGCCAACCAACUCCACCUCCAACUAAAGCACCAGUAUCUAGCAAAGCACCAGCAGUUUAUCAUAAUGUACGAAUACCAUCGCCAACAAUUGAAACUUAUCAACAACAACAUCAAUAUCAACAGCAACAACAGCAACAACAGCAACAACAUCAUUUACAACAAAACCCAUCACAACCACCAACACCACAAAAUAAUAUUUAUCAAUCAAACAACCAAUCAUCAACUAUUUUAUCAAGACAUAAUGAUUUAUUAUCACCAAUAGAUUCACAGAUAUGGGCACCAAUUCAAUACAGCUGGGUUCAAACACACUAUAAUCCAUCAUCAACAUUAUUAGAGAGUUUAAAACGUUUAGUAAACUCUAUUGUUGUUUUUUCAAAUGAAAUUAGUGUUGAAUUUAGAUUAAAACUUAUCAACUUUUUAAAUAUAUUAGGCUCACCAUCAAGUGAAUCUCAAUACAAUACACCAUUAAGCAAAACAGUUUUAAGUUGCAUCGAUUCUACUGGGUUCAAUAUAACAAGACACUACCAAAUGCUCUACCAAACUAUUUCAAAACACCACUCAAUGAUGGAAGAUCAAUUCGUACCCCUAACUGAAGUUUAUUUCGAUGAAAAUGAAAUAAAUAGAUUUUUAGUAUUUUCAGAACAAGCCCAAACAAUUGAAGAAAACUUUGAAUUUAUAUUACGAGAACUAUCAAAUAUACGCGAUUCUUUUAUAAUGAAGAGGGAAAAUAUAGAAAAGAAUAUAGUAGAAUCAUCAAAAAUGAUUUCUUACAAUCACAGCAACAUUGGAUCAAGUGGAUCAAAUUUAGAGCAGGCCAAACAAGAUACCGCCCGUCUUUUAGAAACUUUAGCACCAUUAGAAAGCACAUUAAAUGGUAUGGAAACUAAAUUUAAAGCGAUUCAAAGAGAAAUUGGAAUGGUUCAAAGAGUAUUUUCAUUCUUUGAACUUUUAUAUAAUAUCCAUAUUAGCUAUCAUCAGUCAAUAGUAGAGAAACAUUCAAAACAACUAUCAACAUAUAUUAUAGAUGUUAUGCAACAAACCCUUUUUAACUGCGAUGUUCUUUCAGUAGCAUAUAACAGAAUGAAAUCAUCAAUAUACAACAAUCAAAACAAUGAUGAUGAUUCAUUAAUAGAUACCUCAAAUCCAUUUAUUAAUAAACUCACUGAUUUAAUAAACAAAUAUGAAAAUAUUAGGUCAUCCUCAUCUUUAACAACACCUAAUAAUUCAACACAGCACCAACAACAGUAUAACAAUAGCAAUAAUAAUAGUAACAACUUACAACUCUAUCAACCACCAAAAGAUAAAAAAGUUUUAGCUGUUUACCAUACUAUGUGUCUAGAGCAUCGUGUGCCUGAUGAUCACCCAGAAUCACCAAAACGUUUACAAUCCGUUAUAAAAGCAAUCAAUGACUUUGCAAGACAAUCUGACCGUUUAAUAAUUAAAGAUGACCCAGAGGAUGCCAAUGACAAGUGGAUUUUAACAGUUCAUUCCCCAGAAUAUCUCAAACAACUUGAUGAACUUACAGAAAAACUAGAUAGCAACGAAAUUAGACCACUCAAUGUAAAUAAUGAUGGUGCACAAACUGGAAUUAACCAAUUUAAUUCAAACGGCUCCUCAAAUGGAGACUGUGAAGAUGGUGAUACAUUCAUAUCGAAAUCAUCAUUACGUGCAGCCAAAAGAUCAGCAGGUGCAACAUUAUAUGCUAUCGAUAGUGUAAUGAAGGGUAAUGUUUCCAGUGCAUUUGUUGCUGCUCGUCCACCAGGUCACCAUGCUGGCCGUGAUGGUCUUACCCAAGGAACAAGCUCUCAAGGAUUUUGUCUUUUAAAUCAUGUUUGCAUUGGUGCCAAAUAUGCUCAACUUAAAUAUAAUUUAGAAAAAAUUGCAAUCAUCGACUUUGAUGUUCACCAUGGUAACGGAACUGAAGAAAUUUUAGCAAAUGACCAAGGCUUCUUUUUCCUUUCAAUUCAUAUGUUUGAAGAAGGAUUCUAUCCUGGUAGCGGUGGUUCAAAUUCAAUGGCUAUGAAUGAUGACGAUAACUCAAUCUCUAUAAACCCCUCGUCCAAUGUUGUAAAUAUACCUUUAGAUCCAAAGAGCUCUGCCCAUUCUUUCUUAAAAGCUUUUUCUGCAAUCAUUGACAAACUUAAUGAUUACCAACCAGAAUUAAUUUUAAUAUCUUGUGGUUUUGAUGCCCAUUUAGAGGAUAAUUUAGCUUCGCUUUGUUUGUUAGAAGAAAACUAUGUCGAAAUUACUCGUCAACUUCGUAAAGUAGCUGACCGUUGGUCCAAAGGAAGGUUGGUUUCAAUUCUAGAAGGUGGUUAUAAUAUAAAUGCUUUAAGACAAUGUACAAUCGCUCAUUUAUCUGCUUUGGUCGAAACUGAUUAA